ACCGCGGGCAGCGGCCCCCUGCAGAAGUAGCUCCCUCGCGAUUCACCAGAGCCUUCCCAGGCCCCUGGGCCCGCUCCCGGCCUCGCGCGUCCUAAUCCCAACAGCUGUAGAGGCCGCCGCGGGGACAGGCAGCAAUUUCGGGGACCACACUCCGGCACAGUGCGGGGGAGCCACGCACCACCCGCGCCUGGGUCGCCCUGCGCCCAGGCGGUUCAGCGCCCCCUCGGGCUCGGGCUGGCCUUCCCGGGGCGGCGGGCGCGGCAGACCGCGAUGCCGGGGCGCGCUCCCCUCCGCGUGGCCCGGGGGGCCCUGGGCGCCUGGCUGCUGGGCGGCCUCUGGGUCUGGGCGCUGAGCGGGCUUUGCGGCCCGGGGGCGGCGGCGGCGCCGCGGACCGGGGUUGGGGUCGGGGCCGAGGGCUCCCCGGGGACGCCGCGCCCGUGCCAGGCGCCGCAGCAGUGGGAGGGGCGCCAGGUGCUGUACCGGCAGAGCAGCGGGCGCAACAGCCGCGCCCUGCUCUCCUACGACGGGCUCAACCAGCGCGUGCGGGUGCUGGACGAGAGGAAGGCGCUGAUCCCCUGCAAGAGGUUAUUUGAAUAUAUUUUGCUCUAUAAGGAUGGAGUGAUGUUUCAGAUUGAACAAGCCACCAAGCAGUGCUCCAAGAUCAUCCUGACGGAGCCCUGGGAUCCUCUAGAUAUUCCUCAGAACUCCACCUUUGAGGACCAGUACUCCAUAGGGGGGCCCCAGGAGCAGAUCACCGUCCAGGAGUGGUCCGACAGAAAGUCAGCUAGAUCAUAUGAAACCUGGAUUGGAAUUUAUACAGUCAAGGAUUGUUAUCCCGUCCAGGAAACCUUCACCAAAAAUUACAGUGUGAUAUUGUCCACGCGGUUUUUCGACGUACAGCUGGGCAUUAAAGAUCCCUCGGUGUUUACCCCCCCGAGCACGUGCCAGACAGCCCAGCUGGAGAGGAUGAACGAGGACUGCUCCUGGUAAGCCUGUGAACGCAGAGGUGACAGCAACGGACACCAGAUGCCAGUGGUCUCAGCGCAAAAGGGAUUUGGGACUUGAGGAGAUGCGAAUCUUCAUUGGAGAUAAAUAUCAUAAUUUUAGGAGAAUAAACAUUGAUGUGGGUUUUUUUGUAUAUGUGAUUUUGACUACUUAAGUUAUGUUUACAGAAGGGAAUAGAAUGGAAUAGGUGGUAAUAUGAACUGAGGAGAUGGCUAACGUGGGGCUUCAGACGUUUGUGUAGCCUAUUUGGGUGCGAGCUUUCUUCGUGCGCAGUGGCACACACGGGAGUUGGGGUCAGAGGAGCAGUUCGCCUUGGCAGGGACGAGUAUUUUAUUACUGAUGUUCCUGCCCCCACCCCAUGCUCCCUUGGCUGCUGACAAAGUGAUCCCUUAAAAUCCCUUCCUGACUUAAGAGCUGUAUGGCAUGACCCGGGUGGGAGGAAAUGAAAAACUAUAAUACAAAGUAAAAUUCCUCUAAAAAGACAUGUUAAACAAGAGGGUUUGGAAAAUGUUAAUGUCUCUACCCGGGUAAGCACGAGCCAUAUAUGCUUCCUUUUUUCUAUGCAAGAAUAUUGAUCUAUGUGCUGAAUCAUCACAUACAUGUCAUAGAGCUAGAGACAGGGAGUAUUCUAAAAAUAGCACUGAACUGGGAGUCAGGAGACUUUGUCUCUGAAAUGCAGGACUAGAAUUCUCUUGUACUGGAACUCCUUUGAUUAACUAAAUGCACUGGGCUUUCCCUCGCCUCGGCCUUCCUCGGCCCUGUGUCACAACCUCCCUGUCUAUCCGACUCCCAUCCCUCCUCCCCAGGCCAGCUCACGCAUGGCCUUCAGAGAGCUGCUUCCAAGCCUGGACGGGGCGCACCUUGCAGCUUGAGCAUGCUGUUCACACAGUGCCUCCUAGGCUGUGUGUCAACUGCCUGUACUCACUGGCCUGGCUGUGAGCGCCUUGAGUACGGGUCUGUGUUCCGCUUACCUUCAUGCGCCCAGCACCAAGUAAGUGCCCGGCACGUGGUCAGUGCCCCGCACAUUGGUAGAGUAGAGAACGCUAGUCUCUCUGGUCCUUACUUCCUCAUCUGUUAAAUGCGAUUGGGUUUGCUGAUCUCCAGGGAGACUCGCAGUAAUAAAAUUUAUUAUUCUGGAUUCUUCUACUCUUGUGUGGCAUCUGGCUGUCUCUCUAUAUCUAUGUAUCUAUCUAUCUAUCCAUCUAUCGUCUAUUACCAGGAGAAAUGUGUGACACUUAUCUUACACUGAAAACAAUCUGUAUUACUCACAGUUUAUAUUAUUUCAAUAAACUGAUUUAAUUGCA
Messenger RNA from Diceros bicornis minor, 2309 nucleotides. It is a transcript of the gene EPDR1, whose product is annotated as ependymin related 1. Gene Ontology annotation, biological process: cell-matrix adhesion. Gene Ontology annotation, molecular function: calcium ion binding. The transcript has 3 exons. Lineage: Eukaryota; Metazoa; Chordata; Mammalia; Perissodactyla; Rhinocerotidae. The record is from RefSeq and is a predicted model, not a curated record. Bases 271 to 990 code for a protein of 239 amino acids. Gene Ontology annotation, cellular component: extracellular region; lysosome.